Molecule: messenger RNA, 783 nt
Organism: Hyposmocoma kahamanoa
Lineage: Eukaryota; Metazoa; Arthropoda; Insecta; Lepidoptera; Cosmopterigidae
Product: cytochrome P450 9e2-like
Exons: 2
Coding region: 94-393 (99 amino acids)
Molecular function (GO): heme binding; oxidoreductase activity, acting on paired donors, with incorporation or reduction of molecular oxygen; monooxygenase activity
Source: RefSeq, a predicted model, not a curated record
CCAGGUUUAGUCCUGGAGCGCGGUCUGCGGGUGCAAAUUCCAGCGUACCAUAUCCAACGCAGCGAAGAACACUUCUCCGACCCACAUCGAUUCAUGCCGGAAAGAUUCCUGCCCGAGAACAGGGAUUCGGUUAAGCCUUACAGCUACCUGCCUUUCGGAGAGGGUCACAGGCUCUGUUUAGGAAAUCGCUUCGCUAAAAUGCAAGCUAUGACCGGUCUUAUCACUCUACUAAAGAAAUACAAAGUGACGUUUGGUCCUAAAACUCCGAAAGAAGUUAUUAUAUCACCUAGGUCUAUAUCUUCAUAUGCUGUCGGAGGACUGUGGCUUUCGUUAGAAACCAGACCGGGCUGGGAAGAGAGAAAAUAUGUUAAAAGGACCAUAGAUCGAAAUUAAAAUAAUACUAAAGUGUACAUCACUUAAAAACGUGAACAUUUAAAUUUUCUCUGUUAUCAGGCCAGAAACAUUAAAAUUAUGAAUUUUUCGGAAACCAAAGCGUCAUAAAGUUCUCCCAAAAUUAUCGCUAACAUCAGUUGAGUACGAUUACUUAAUUUAACUAGUAGAUAAAUAAAUUGGAAAUUGCACCGUAGACGCUGCUGUUGAUGUUAAUGGCGUUGAGCGCCUUCUAGCGUCAUUUGUUGAAACUAAUUAUCGUCAAAACUGACGACAUUAUUGCAUUACCUCGACGCCAGAUGGCGUAACCUAGUUUAGUAAGUCUACCCGAUACGAGAUGUCGCUAGUUUCUAAGUCUAUAUUUUUAUCGUAUUUCUUCAGUAGAGUUUAAUU